This is a messenger RNA of Punica granatum (pomegranate), 1564 nucleotides long. The record is from RefSeq and is a predicted model, not a curated record. NCBI's taxonomy places the organism in Eukaryota, Viridiplantae, Streptophyta, Magnoliopsida, Myrtales, Lythraceae.
AAGGUUGAGAAACUGAAAAAACAAAAAAAGGAAGAAAAGAAAAAGGGGAAAAGGGAAAACAGGCAGGCAGGUUGCCCCCUCCCCCUUAAUCAAUGCUUUACCGAACUUCUCAUCACCCUUCUUCUUCCUCCUCUUCUCCUCCGUUUCAUUUCUAUCCCUUUCUCUCUGCAACCACCCUACCCUCUCCUCAUUUUCACCAUCCUCACCCUCUCUUAUCUUCUAAGGUUGGAACGGAAAUGGAAUGCGUUGAGGCCGCGGCUCUCAAGACCAGUCUCCGGAGGGACAGCUUCGGCGGGAGGGGUAGCCCUCACCCUCAGGCGUUCUUCGUGGACGAGUUUAAUGCGCCCGCGCCCUGUGGGGUCCCUUCCGACGACUUCUCCGUCGACGAACUGCUCGACUUUUCCAACGAGAAUGGGUUCGUCGACGAAGGGAAAGAAGAAGAAGAACGGCGUGUACAAGAUGGAGAAGCAGAACAGAGCAACAACGACGGGAAGGCUUCUGUCUCGGGCUUCUGUGAAAUGGACGAUUUCCCGGCUGUUCCCGCCGGCGACCUCAGCGUUCCGGCCGACGACGCGGCGGACCUCGAAUGGCUCUCGCACUUCGUGGAGGACUCCUCGGAGUACUCGGCACCGUUCCCCGCCGGAAUGUUGCCGGAGAAGCCUCGGAGCCAUCAAGGCAGCGAGAACUGGGCGAAGCCGGAGAAGCCUGGUUCAGAGAGGCCCUACUUCACAACCCCUGUUCCCGCCAAAGCAAGGAGCAAGCGGGCCCGGACCGGCGGCUGGGUCUGGUCCCUCGGUUCGCCAUCGCUUUCGGAGUCUUCUGCCACGAGCUCCUCGUCGUCCUCCACCACCUCCAGCUCCCCUUCGAGCCCCUGGCUCCUGUGCACGAACUUCGGCCUAAUCGAGCCGGUGUACGGCAAGCCGCCGGCCAAGAAGCCGAAGAGGAAAUUGAAGCAGCCGGCCCAGGGUCCUGGGAUGGGGCAACCCCCGAGGCGAUGCAGCCACUGCGGGGUCCAGAAGACCCCGCAGUGGCGGGCGGGUCCCCUUGGGGCGAAGACCCUAUGCAACGCGUGUGGGGUGCGGUUCAAGUCGGGCCGGCUGCUGCCGGAGUACCGGCCUGCUUGCAGCCCGACGUUCUCGAGCGAGCUCCACUCGAACCAUCACCGGAAGGUGCUGGAGAUGCGGCGGAAGAAGGAGAUGUUGUCGGGUCCACCCGAGUCCGCCUUGGCGGUGCCCAGUUUUUGAAGGAAGAGAAGAGAUAGGUUUGACGGUAAUUGUAGGUGGGGGGGAUAGCGGUUUGAUUAGGACGGGCUCGGGUCGGGUCGGGUCGGUCCCGCCCGUAAGAGUUAUUAGGUUUUAGUCAGGGUUUAAUAUUUUUCCUUUUUAUCCAACCUCGAGGUGGGUGCGGUAGGUGAUGUGUAACAAAACCCUUUUUCUUUCUUGUAGUUUCUUGUUAAUCUUUCUUCUUUACCAAUUUUAUUUUAUUUAUUUUUUCGGUGUGCAUCUUGAUAUUCGAGAAUGCAACGGAUUUCGACUAAUUCAAUUUGAGUAAGGUCAAUUCACUA